ACUGGGUAUUUUCAUUUGUGGUACUAUCGUCACCCUAUUGAUAAUUUUAUUGAAGUAAAUGUAAAAAAUUCCGACUAGUAACGCAUGAAUGUAUCAAGUUGUGACUGACUUUCCAAAGUGUGUGUGUUGCGGCUAUAGCUGCUGUUCGACGAAUAAUAAAUGAUAAAUUAUUCCAAUAGUUUUACGUUUUGUUUUACCUGUUGCUAUACAACACAAUGAUCCAGCUGAGUCAUUGAUAAAAAGAGAAAUAGCGUCGCCAGUCGCCAGUAAAAACAUUCGCGUUUAUAGUUUUCACUUGCAAUCAGCAAGCCAUCAGUUACCUCGCAAUUUCUAUCCAGCCAGACUGAGGAAAUUUGUACAAAAUCCUAUUGAAAGGAGCAGUUUAUUUUUAUCUACUUUAAAUAUUCGGUGACUGUGUGAUACGCUAUAAAUUGUAUUGGCGUACGAGUUCCCAAGUGUGCAUAUGUUUAAUAAUAAAUAAAUGUGUUAGCAUGUGGUGUGACGAAGUGGUUGUGAAUUCGUACCAUAUUUUGAUUGAAAAUGUCGGAAAACGCGAGGUUGCUGACGAUGGUUUAUGCUGUGAAAUUCCGUUUCCAAAAACCGUGCAACCAUAUGAUUUAGGGACGGCGUUAUUGUUUUAGCAGUGUGAAUUUUUAAAGUCGUUGAACUUUGUGAUCUCCUUGAUAUUUGCACUAAGUAUAACAACGUGCCUUGUUUAAAACGAUCGUCGAGCGCAAUAUGAUACAAAAUAAAAUUCUUACUGAAUCAUAAAAAUUUCAAGGAGCUUUCUGCCCAAAGGCAACUACUUACAUCAGGUGCACAACUGGCUUAAUUUCAAGUUAUGGAAGGAGCAAAUUGUCCAUUGACAAACGUUCGUUUCAUAUUGCACAAUUCCGAUUCCGAUUCCGAAGAAGAAACACUUUCAAGUAACAGCAGGAAUGCACAGAUAAAUUCAGAUGCCAACUAUUCGAAGCAAAAUGGAGAUAUUUGCCAAAUUAACGUACCAAAAAUACAGCAACACGCAAAGACUGUAGUCCCUAAAAACGCUGACAGGCAGACUGAUAGUAAAGAAUCAGGAAACAGAAAGUUGACGAAGCAGCAGCAAGUGCGAACGCAAACUAAUUCAAACAACAAAGUUCACAGAGUCUCCGUUUCAAGUCAGGAGAACAACGAUUUUCGAAAUAGGAUGGCAGACGUCUCGAAAAAUGGAACUUCACAUCCGAAAGGAAAAAUAAUUCGAGUAACGCCUUUGAGUGAUAACAGUGUUGAAAGAAAUCAAAAACAGCGACCUCCCUUACACGAUUUUCGCAAUGCGUCGCCUCUUUUCGAAAAAGACGAGACUUCUGAUAGCGUUCCAACAACUCCGAUGGAAUUCGUGGCUUUGUCGUCUGAUUCGCGAUCCGUCGAACCGAUUUUUGAUAGGACGGUUUAUGCAAAUAACCAAACGUCUGAGUUGUGCAAAAAUUACAGUGAUUCCGAGGUUGAAUCCGAUGUUUAUAAAAGACGUGAGUGUGAAAAAAAUCGAUUGACCGAUAUGUCUAAGAAAAGUGUGCCUUGUAUCCAGAAAGCCAGCUCGUAUUCGGUACCUGGAACGCCCUUGUUAAUUCGGAAUAAUACGAAUCCCAAUUUCAGCAAUAGGAGUAAUUAUUACAUAUCUUCCGGUACGCAGGGUUCUAAUAGCGGGUUCAACGGUGGUCUUAGACAUUUGAACAGUUCGAAAUCGUUAAAACUCGAUGGGACGAUGGCUAGAUCCUAUUGCGAAAGACCGGGUAGUGAUAACGACAGUGUUUUCUCCAAACCCUCUGAUAGAAUGUCAAUAAGAUCGUUAACAUCGAUUGGAAUGGGGUCUACAGAUGGGAAGAAGAUUAUUAUUAGGAAAGUCCCUACGUCUCCUGUGGAGUUACUGAAUUUGGUAAAUUCUUCAAUGCCGUUGGAUGAAUACGUUUAUGAAAAAAAUAGUCAGGAUGGACAGUCAAUAGACGGAGAAAGCCUGUAUUUGAAGCCAAACAGGCGACAACAUUGGUCAAAUAAGCUACAAUUUGUUCUGGCUUGCAUCGGUUAUACAGUUGGUUUAGGAUCAGUAUGGAGGUUUCCGUAUCUCUGUUACCAGAGUGGUGGAGUAUUUAAAGGAGCUGGUUUGGCAAGUGUUGUAAUUUCGUUUUUAUUGUCCACAUACUACAGUGUUAUAAUUGCUUACGGAAUUUAUUACUUUUUUUCGUCGUUCAAAGAUGUACAACCUUGGGUGAAAUGUGAUAACAGAUGGAAUACUCUGGAUUGUUGGGUGCCAAAUAAGGGAAAUCGUACUGUUGUAGGUGUUUACAGUAGAACACCAGCGGAAGAAUUUUACGAUUAUAAAGUGCUACAAAUCAGCGAUGGUAUAGAACAUCCUGAAGGAUUAAGGUGGGAAUUGGUAGCGUGUCUACUGUGUGCUUGGAUUUUGAUAUACUUUGCAAUUUGGAAGAGCAUCAAAUCUUCUGCUAAAGUGAGGUACCUUACCACGACUCUACCUUUUUUACUCAUUCUUGUGUUUUUGGGAAAAUCGUUGACUUUAGAGGGAGCCAAUUUGGGAACAAGAUAUUUUUUCAAGCCCCAGUGGGAAUUACUGGCAGAUGCGAAAGUUUGGGUUAAUGCUGUAACACAGACAUUCAAUUCAAUGGGAAUUGCUUUUGGAUCGAUGAUUUCCUUUGCUAGUUACAAUAAAUUUAACAAUAAUAUUGUCCAGGACACUCUGGCAGUAUCAUUUGUAAACGCGGUCACUAGUUUAUUAGUUGGAAUUUAUUCUUUUGCGACAAUUGGGAACAUUGCGUUGGAGCAAAAUAAAUCUAUUGAUGACGUUAUUGCUGAUGGACCUGGUUUAAUUUUCGUAGUUUAUCCCCAAGCAAUGGGCAAAAUGCCCGCUUCUGUACUUUGGGCUUCCUUAUUUUUCUUUAUGUUAAUAUGUUUGGGUUUAAACAGUAUGUUUGCCAUUGUAGAAGUAGUUGUUACUUCAAUACAAGAUGGGUUUCCUGACUGGAUUAAAAAACAUCUUCUUUGCCACGAAAUGUUAGUUUUGGUUAUUUGUGUGGUAUCAUUCUUUUGUGGAUUACCCAAUGUUACAAAGGGUGGAAUUUAUUUCUUUCAAUUGUUGGAUCAUUAUGCAGCUUCUGUGUCUUUGAUAUAUCUGGCGUUUUUCGAAGUGGUAGCUGUGGCAUGGUUCUAUGGAGUUAAAAGAUUAUGUGAUAACAUUAAGAGUAUGACUGGACACACCCCUAAUUUAUUCUUUAGGUUUUGUUGGCUUUUGGCGGCACCUCUUUUAAUCCUUGCUAUUUGGAUUUCCUGCCUCGUAGGAUACGAAUCCCCAACGUACAACAACGGUCAAUACGAAUAUCCAGUAUGGGCAAGAGCGCUAGGCUGGACUAUUUCAAGCUUAUCAAUAAUUGCCGUACCUCUCUUUGCGAUUUACGUGUUUAUGAAAUCGCCGGGGAAGACCCUUUUAGAGAAAUUCAGGAACAGCAUUCAGCCAAAUAUAUUCGAAUGUCCUAAAUGUGGGAAUUUUGUUUGCGAUCACAUGGACGAUAAUGACGACGAGGAGGAGUUUCAGCCAAUUUUAAUUAAUCCGAAUAAAAGCGACAUAAAUAUCGUUGGCAACGGUUCUUAUAAAACUUCAAAAAACCCCAGUGAAACAAAUAUGAAAAUCUCUUCCGACAAAUUAGAUAGAAAGACGAGUACGUAUGAAAACGUUAACGAUGAUAAUGUUUAUCACACUAUAGAAUACGAUAAUAAAAAUUCGAUUAACGCAAAAUGUAGCGACACAUGCAGUUGUAGCUCCCAUUUUACGGAUAAAUAGCAAACAUAAUAGAA
Messenger RNA from Agrilus planipennis (emerald ash borer), 3840 nucleotides. It is a transcript of the gene ine, whose product is annotated as sodium- and chloride-dependent GABA transporter ine. The record is from RefSeq and is a predicted model, not a curated record. The transcript has 11 exons. Gene Ontology annotation, cellular component: membrane. Lineage: Eukaryota; Metazoa; Arthropoda; Insecta; Coleoptera; Buprestidae. Gene Ontology annotation, biological process: sodium ion transmembrane transport. The coding region runs from base 842 to 3826 and encodes 994 amino acids.